AUUAUAUAGAUAUACACACUCUACCAUCUCUCUCUCUCUCUCUCUCUCUCUCUCUCUCUCUCUCUCUCUCUCUCUCUCUCUCUCUCCGUAUAUACGCACAACAAUAUCUCUAUAUCAUCCAUAUUGUUGUGAGUCUUGAGCUUCAACUAUCUUUUCUUCGCUUCUUUCCUACGAAAUGCAUUGACAAGAUCUCCCUCCCUCCCCUUUAGCUCUCUCUCUCUCUCUGCGUUUAUACUGUCCCAAUUGUCAGCUACCUACUUCAUUCAAUCUGUUCUCCAGAUCUUCCUAGCUUAUCUCAAUCCUCACUUAACUCAUUCAUGUGAAGCUAGCUUCGCUUUGUAACUGUAUUUUGGAGGUAGAUCUUGAGAUCUAAUUAGCAAAGCUGGCGGCUACAGUAGCUUGGAGAGGGGUUGCUGCCAGCAAUGGCACAGCCCUGUCAUCUAAUGAUCUGGAAAGAAAUGGGGAUGCUAAAUCUCAUGACCAAGAGCCUCCAACACCACAUUCACUCUUAAAGAUGAGUUCGAGGGAGCGCAGUAGCAUGGAGGAUCCAGAUGGAACUUUAGCUAGUGUUGCUCAAUGCAUUGAGCAGUUGCGCCAGAGUUCCUCAUCUGCACAAGAAAAAGAGUUCUCCUUAAAGCAACUAUUGGAGCUUAUUGAUACACGUGAAAAUGCUUUCAGUGCUGUUGGAUCACAUUCCCAGGCAGUUCCAGUGUUGGUAUCCCUUCUUAGAUCAGGAUCACUUGGGGUAAAAAUACAGGCUGCUACAGUUUUAGGGUCACUGUGCAAGGAGAAUGAACUAAGGGUGAAGGUAUUGCUGGGGGGUUGCAUUCCACCACUUCUUGGUCUACUCAGGUCUAGCUCAGCGGAAGCUCAGAUCGCUGCAGCGAAGACGAUAUAUGCUGUUUCUCAAGGUGGUGCUAAGGAUCAUGUUGGCUCAAAGAUAUUUUCAACUGAAGGAGUUGUGCCAGUUCUGUGGGGGCAGCUUGAGAAGGGAUUGAAGGCUGGAAACGUGGUUGAUAACUUACUGACUGGAGCUUUGAAAAACCUUUCAAGCAGCACUGAGGGUUUCUGGUUUGCAACAAUACAAGCUGGGGGAUUAGAUACACUUGUAAAGCUGCUUGCAACUGGACAAUCUAACACCCAAGCAAAUGUUUGCUUUCUCCUUGCAUGCAUGAUGAUGGAGGAUGCAUCUGUUUGUCCUAAAAUUCUGGCCGCUGAGACUACCAAGCAACUCCUAAAGCUACUAGGGCCCGGAAAUGAAGCCUCGGUCAGAGCAGAAGCUGCUGGUGCUCUAAAAUCUCUAUCUGCUCAGUGCAAAGAAGCAAGGCGGGAAAUCGCAAGUUCUAAUGGUAUACCCGCUUUGAUAAAUGCUACAAUUGCUCCUUCAAAAGAGUUUAUGCAAGGUGAGUAUGCACAGGCUUUGCAGGAGAAUGCAAUGUGUGCUCUUGCAAAUAUAUCUGGUGGUUUGUCAUUUGUCAUCUCAAGUCUUGGCCAAAGUCUUGAAUCCUGCACGUCGCCUGCACAGGUAGCUGACACGUUAGGGGCAUUAGCUUCUGCACUAAUGAUUUAUGACAGCAAAGCAGAAAGUACAAGAGCUUCAGAUCCUGACGAUGUUGAGAAGACUCUUGUGAAGCAGUUCAAACCUCGCUUGCCAUUUCUUGUGCAGGAGCGUACAAUAGAAGCUCUUGCCAGUUUGUAUGGAAAUUCCACACUUUCUGGUAAACUUGCAAAUUCUGAUGCAAAGCGUUUGCUAGUUGGUUUGAUCACAAUGGCAAGCGAUGAAGUUCAGGAUGAGUUGAUACGAUCACUUCUGGUAUUGUGUAACAAUGAAGGUACACUAUGGCAUGCCCUUCAGGGACGUGAGGGAAUUCAAUUAUUGAUCUCUCUUCUUGGGCUGUCAUCUGAGCAACAACAGGAGUGUGCCGUCGCAUUACUUUCCCUUUUAUCCGAUGAGAAUGAUGAAAGCAAAUGGGCCAUCACAGCUGCUGGAGGUAUACCUCCACUUGUUCAGAUAUUAGAGACAGGAUCUCCAAAAGCCAAGGAAGAUUCUGCAACAAUCCUCGGAAACCUCUGUAAUCACAGUGAAGAUAUUAGAGCAUGUGUUGAAAGUGCUGAUGCUGUUCCUGCUUUGCUGUGGCUAUUAAAGAAUGGAAGCUCCAAUGGCAAAGAAAUUGCUGCAAAGACAUUGAAUCAUCUGAUCCACAAAUCAGAUACAGCAACCAUUAGUCAGCUCACCGCAUUACUUACAAGCGAUCUACCCGAAUCUAAAGUGUAUGUUUUAGAUGCACUAAAAAGUUUGCUAUCUGUGGCCCCUCUUAGUGAUAUGUUGCGUGAUGGAAGUGCUUCAAACGAUGCUAUCGAGACAAUGAUUAAAAUAUUAAGUUCUACCAGAGAUGAGACACAGUCUAAGUCUGCAUCAGCUCUUGCUGGAAUAUUUAAUCUUAGAAAGGACUUGCGUGAAAGUCCCAUAGCUGUUAAGACUGUUAGGUCGGUCAUGAAGCUUUUACAUGUAGAAUCCGAAAGCAUAUUGGCGGAGUCUACUCGUUGCCUUGCUGCAAUAUUUCUGUCAAUUAAGGAGAACCGUGACAUGGCUAUGAUUGGGAGAGAUUCAUUGCCUACACUAGAGGUGCUUGCAACUUCGUCUUCACUGCAAGUUGCAGAGCAGGCCAUUUGUGCUUUGGCUAACCUUCUUUUGGAUAGUGAAGUUUCAGAAAAAGCCAAGCCUGAAGAAAUUAUUUUGCCUUCUACUAGGGUAUUGCGUGAAAGCACAGUUACUGGAAGGAGCCAUGCAGCAGCAGCAAUUGCCCGGCUUCUGAGUUCUCGUAAAAUUGAUGCUGAGAUUGCUGACUGUGUGAACCGUACAGGAACAGUGCUUGCAUUGGUUUCGUUCCUAGAAUCAGAAAAUGCCGGGACUGCUGCCAUAUCAGAGGGGUUAGAGGCACUUGCCAUUAUAUCGAGAUCUGGAGGAGAUAAAGGACAGAACAAACCUGCAUGGGCAGUUCUGGCUGAAUUCCCAGAUAGCAUAAUCCCGAUCGUUUCAUGCAUUUCUGAUGCAAACCCCUUGUUGCUUGAUAAGGCUAUAGAAAUAUUGUCACGGAUUUCUUUGGCUCAACCUGUUGUUUUGGGGAACAAUAUUGUGAGUGCUUCAGGGUGUAUCUCGUCAAUUGCUAGACGGGUAGUUAGCUCUUCAAAGGAAGCAGUAAAGAUUGGAGGCACCACCCUUCUUGUUUGUGCUGCCAAAGUAAAUCUUCAGAGAGUUGUAGAUGAUUUGAAUGAAUCAUAUUCUUGCGCAUAUCUCAUUCAGUCCCUUGUAGGAAUGCUGACCUACACAAAAAAUCCUCUGGUUGGUGACCAGGGAAGUAAUGAAGGCGUAAAUAUUCUUGGGCAUGCUGAAGAACUAAAAGCUGGUGAGAAUGAGACGAGUAGAUAUGUCAUCUAUGGUUCAAAUACCGCAAUAUGGCUUCUCUCUGCUCUUGCUAGUAAUAACGAAAAGAGCAAAACUCAGAUCAUGGAAGCAGGUGCCAUUGAAGUUCUAACUGAGAGAAUCAAUCAGUGUUUAUCAGAAUAUUCUCAGGUCGAUUCUAAAGAGGAAAGCAGCAUUUGGAUAUGUGCUUUACUUCUAGCAAUUCUAUUUCAAGAUAGAGAUAUUAUACGUGCGCAUGCAACAAUGAAAUCUGUACCUGUACUGGCUAAUUUGUUGAAGUCAGAGGAGGCAGCAAACAGAUAUUUUGGUGCACAAGCCAUUGCCAGUCUAGUAUGCAAUGGUAGCAGGGGGACUCUUCUAUCAGUCGCUAAUUCAGGGGCUGCAGGUGGACUCAUUUCACUGCUUGGGUGUGCUGAUGCUGAUAUAUGUGAUAUGCUUGACUUGGCAGACGAAUUUUCCUUGGUGCGGUAUCCUGAACAAGUUGCUCUUGAGAGGUUGUUUAGGGUUGAGGAUAUCAGAGUUGGUGCUACUUCAAGAAAAGCAAUACCUGCACUAGUUGAUCUACUUAAACCGAUUCCAGAUCGUCCAGGGGCACCAUUUUUAACCUUAGGGCUUCUGCUUCAGCUUGGUAAAGAUUGCCCUUCGAAUAAAAUUCUUAUGGUAGAAGCUGGUGCUCUGGAAGCAUUGACCAAAUACCUUUCACUUGGCUUACAAGAUGCAACUGAAGAAGCAGCUACGGAUCUCUUAGGUAUGUUAUUUAGUACUGCUGAGAUACGUAGACAUGAAGCAGCAUUUGGUGCCGUAAGCCAACUUGUAGCAGUAUUGCGAUUGGGUGGAAGAGGUGCAAGGUAUAGUGCUGCUUUAGCAUUGGAAAGCCUUUUUUCUGCAGACCAUAUUAGGAAUGCAGAAUCUUCCAGGCAGGCUGUACAGCCUUUAGUGGAAAUCCUUAAUACAGGUUUGGAGAAAGAGCAGCAUGCUGCUAUUGCUGCAUUAGCUAGGUUACUGAGUGAAAAUCCAUCAAGAGCCUUGGCAGUUGCUGAUGUUGAAAUGAAUGCGGUAGAUGUUCUUUGCAGGAUUCUUUCAUCAAACUGUUCACUAGAGCUGAAGGGGGAUUCGGCUGAGUUGUGCUGUGUACUUUUUGGAAAUACAAAGAUCAGAUCCACCCUGGCUGCAGCGCGCUGUGUGGAACCUCUGGUUUCUUUGCUCGUGGCUGAGUAUAGUCCUACUCAGCACUCUGUUGUCCGUGCAUUAGAUAAACUCGUUGAUGACGAUCAAUUAGCUGAGCUCAUUGCUGCACAUGGAGCAGUUAUACCUCUUGUAGGCCUUCUGUAUGGCCACAACUAUGUGCUCCAUGAGGCUAUUUCCAGAGCUCUUGUGAAGUUGGGAAAAGACAGGCCUUCUUGUAAGAUGGAGAUGGUGAAGGCUGGGGUGAUUGAGAGUGUACUUGAUAUUCUCCAUGAUGCACCAGAUUUUCUGUGUGCUGCUUUUGCAGAAUUGCUACGAAUAUUAACCAAUAAUGCUACCAUUGCCAAGGGUCCAUCUGCAGCGAAAGUGGUUGAGCCUUUCUUUGUGUUGUUAACAAGAGCAGAGUUCGGACCUGAUGGACAGCAUAGUGCUUUACAAGUUCUUGUGAAUAUCUUAGAACAUCCUCAGUGCCGUGCUGAUUAUACCUUAACAUCACAUCAAGUGAUCGAACCCAUCAUUCCAUUACUUGAUUCUCCUGCACCGCCAGUGCAGCAGCUAGCAGCUGAACUUCUUUCUCAUUUACUCCUAGAGGAACAUCUUCAGAAGGAUUCAGUUACACAGCAAGUAAUUGGCCCACUUAUGCGAGUUCUUGGUUCUGGUAUACACAUUCUGCAGCAGAGAGCUGUUAAAGCUCUUGUUAAUAUUGCACUGAUUUGGCCCAAUGAAAUUGCCAAGGAGGGUGGCGUCAGUGAGCUAUCCAAAGUGAUAUUGCUAGCUGAUCCCUCUUUGCCUCAUGUCUUGUGGGAAUCAGCUGCUUCUGUUUUGUCCAGUAUUCUUCAGUUCAGUUCUGAGUACUAUUUGGAAGUGCCUAUUGCGGUUUUGGUGAGAUUGCUUCGAUCUGGUUCAGAAUCUACAGUAGUUGGUGCAUUAAAUGCUCUUCUAGUUCUGGAAAGUGAUGAUGCUACAAGUGCUGUAGCAAUGGCUGAAAGUGGAGCCAUUGAAGCUCUUUUAGAACUUCUUAGAUGUCAUCAGUGUGAGGAAACUGCUGCAAGACUUCUGGAGGUAUUGCUGAACAAUAUUAAGAUCAGAGAAACAAAAGCCACAAAGUCUGCAAUAGUACCACUAUCACAGUAUCUCUUGGAUCCACAAAGCCAAGCUCAACAAGCAAGAUUACUAGCAACUCUUGCUCUAGGGGAUUUAUUUCAGAAUGAGGUUCUUGCUCGAUCUGCUGAUGCUGUUUUAGCUUGCCGUGCUUUAGUAAAUCUGCUUGAGGAUCAACCUUCAGAAGAAAUGAAAGUGGUUGCAAUAUGUGCAUUGCAAAACCUUGUAAUGUACAGUAGAUCAAAUAAGAGAGCAGUUGCUGAAGCUGGAGGUGUUCAGGUCGUGCUGGAUCUGAUUGGUUCAAGUGAACCAGAUACAUCAGUUCAGGCUGCAAUGUUUGUUAAGCUUCUCUUCUCUAACAACACAAUUCAAGAGUAUGCUUCCAGCGAAACCGUUAGAGCUAUAACAGCUGCAAUUGAAAAAGAUUUAUGGGCUAAUGGUGUAGUGAAUGAAGAGUAUCUUAAAGCUCUUAAUGCACUCCUUGGCAACUUCCCACGUUUAAGAGCCACAGAACCUGCAACCCUGAGCAUUCCCCAUCUAGUGACAGCCCUCAAGACUGGCUCAGAGACAACUCAAGAAGCAGCAUUGGAUUCACUGUCUCUUCUCAAGCAAGCUUGGGCAGCAUGCCCUGCCGAGGUCUCCAGAGCGCAAUCAACAGCUGCUUCUGAGGGGAUUCCCCUGUUACAGUACUUAAUUAUGUCUGCCCCACCUCGAGUUCAAGAUAAGGCAGACCAUCUUUUGCAGUGUCUGCCGGGAACAUUGACAGUGACUAUAAAACGUGGAAAGAAUAUCAAACAGUCAGUUGGAAAUCCAAGUGUGUUUUGCAAGCUAACACUUGGCAACACCCCCUCCAGGGAAACCAAGAUUGUGUCGACCGGACCAAAUCCCGAGUGGGAUGAGCCCUUCCAGUGGCAAUUUGAAAGUCCUCCAAAAGGCCAAAAGCUUCACAUUUCUUGCAAGAACAAGAGCAAGAUGGGAAAGAAAUCGUUUGGAAAAGUCACUGUCCAGAUUGAUCGAGUCGUUACCCAAGGAGCAGCUGCAGGAGAGUACUUCCUGCUACCUGAAAGCAAGAGUGGUAGUAAAAGGAGCCUGGAAAUAGAAUUUCAAUGGACUAAUAGCAAUAACAUGCCUCAGUCUGAAGCUUAAAGAGAUUUGCCUGGUGUUAAUUUUUUCUUUUUAUCGAAUAUAAUUAUUGUGCUGGUGUACAUAAUAUCUGGAAGGUUUAUUUUUGUAGUUAGUUGCUGCAAUCCGGAAAGUCGGAAACUGCAAUUCAUUGUAUUCUUUUGCAAAGUGUGGUAGUUUUAGUCAUCUUCUGUUCUUUUUGUUAUAGUUGUAUUGGAGUUGUAUUCUGUGUUUGAUAUUCAGACUCGAGAGGUUAAUAAAAUCUUGUGUAUUGAAUUCA
Molecule: messenger RNA, 7112 nt
Organism: Daucus carota subsp. sativus
Lineage: Eukaryota; Viridiplantae; Streptophyta; Magnoliopsida; Apiales; Apiaceae
Product: protein CELLULOSE SYNTHASE INTERACTIVE 1-like
Exons: 8
Coding region: 515-6856 (2113 amino acids)
Biological process (GO): regulation of cellulose biosynthetic process; anisotropic cell growth
Cellular component (GO): cellulose synthase complex
Molecular function (GO): microtubule binding
Source: RefSeq, a predicted model, not a curated record